Molecule: messenger RNA, 5260 nt
Organism: Amphiprion ocellaris (clown anemonefish)
Lineage: Eukaryota; Metazoa; Chordata; Actinopteri; Pomacentridae
Gene: tlcd2
Product: TLC domain containing 2
Exons: 4
Coding region: 465-1190 (241 amino acids)
Biological process (GO): membrane assembly; plasma membrane organization; regulation of membrane lipid distribution
Cellular component (GO): plasma membrane
Source: RefSeq, a predicted model, not a curated record
AUGUCAAAAAGUUACACAAGCGGAGGGGUGAGGUUUUACAAUAGGCCGCUUUCACGACUAUAAACACAUCCUCACACCUACAUUCAUCAUUCACACCUACCGGUUCUACCUGUGACUACGGAGCCUUUCCUAAGGGGACUAAAAAACACCAGAUAACAUUCAGUCCGUGUCAGUGGGAAUUCAUCUGACAGACUCGAGCACGCCUUCUCCUCUGUGGAUCGUGUGGGGAAAAAAGCGCUUUUUCUGCUCCGUUUCAAAAUCCUGUGUGAGUGACGGCUUAGGACAAGUGAUUGGACCCACCGGUAUGUUAACUUGAUUGUCUCCGGUCGUCGCAAGCAAGUAGCCAGCCGUCCUCUUGUUUAUUCUAGGCCACAGUCGGGGGCUCCACCGCGUUUAUACCGCUCACUUCGGUGUCAUCAGAGGUCUGUUAAAGUCUUCAAGCUUCCCUCACGAACAUUUCUGCCAUGGAGCUGAGUUCAGUGAUUCUGACCACAGGCAGCGCCGUCGGAUUAUUCCGACUAGUCAACACCGGAGUCGGUAAACUGCCCAUACCUGAGUCUGCCUGCAGGAAUGCGUGGAAAUGGAAAAACAUCUCCACAUCAUUUGUGCACAGUUUCAUCACAGCGAUAUGGGCAGUGUCUUGCUUUUUCCUUCAUCCACAGAUGGCUGAAGAUCUGAUAGAAACUCAUUCCGUGUUUUCUCAUGCUUUGGUGUCCUUUUCAAUCGGUUACUUCAUAUAUGACUUCUUUGACAUGGUGCGGAACCAGAAGUUGAGUCAAUCCUGGGAGCUGCUCUUUCAUCACAUUGUGGUGAUCACCUGUUUUGGCCUCUCGGUGCUGUCAUGCCGCUACGUUGGCUUUGCCGUGGUUGCCCUGUUGGUGGAGAUAAACUCUGUGUUCCUCCACCUCAGGCAGAUGCUGCGCAUGUCCAACAUUGCCACAGGUACACUGUACCGCAUCAACAGCAUGAUCAACCUGGGAACAUAUGUGGUAUUUCGCAUCAACACGCUGGCCUGGAUGACCCGCUGGCUGGUGCUCAACAGGGAUAAGGUUCCCCUCCUGGCUUACACGCUGGGCAGCGUUGGUAUGGCUAUUAUGACCGCCAUGAAUAUUGUCCUCUUCUGUCGGCUGCUCAGGAGCGACUUUUUAAAGAGCAGCACUCGGGAGACGAAGAAAGAGAAAGAGAUGUAGAAAGGAGAGGAGGAAGAACAAGAACACAAGAAGGAUCAGAUUCAAACACACACUCGUUACUGUUCAUUAACACCCUGUGGCUGAGAUUUGGUACCGUUUUGCCUGCGUCUAAUAUAGUCAUAGCUGGAAGACGGAGGGCUUUGUCUGUCUCUUAUACUGUAUAGGUACUUAAACUGUAAUCAAAAGGCAUCACAUCCGUACUGCUGAAAACUACGGUUCCCUUUCAGUUGUUGUUUUGACAGAUUUCUGGCUUCUGCGCUUGUGUGCUACAGGAAUCUUCACAAGUACAAUACAAGGCCUUGUAAAAAGACACCUAACGCCUUAUUAUCCCACCGGGUGAUAAAUCGAUACUAAAAUGUAGCUUUUGAUGAAUGAAGAUGUACUGUUCAUAAAACAAACCCUUCAAUACUACACUUAUAAAGCCAUUGGAAACAGAAAGACUAUAUAAAAUAUCUUUAGUUAUAUUAUAUUAUAUUAUAUUAUAUUAUAUUAUAUUAUAUUAUAUUAUAUUAUAUUAUAUUAUAUUAUAUUAUAUUAUAUUAUAAUAAUAGCCUUUUAUUCAUCUGUAUAUCUAUGUAUGUUAUAUACCUGUUAUGCUGUUUUGGGAUAUUUAAAAUCUCAGUGACUUUUUCUUUUCCACUGAGUUUUUACUCAGCAGUGGUGAAUGUCUUUUCCACCAAAUCUCCUCAUCUAAAAACCGCCUGCUACCUCAGAGGACUACUAACAGUUCUUUGCCUCUUUCUAACAGAAGCUUUUCUGUCAGUGCUUGAUAUUUUUUUGUUAUUAGUAACGAAAAUGAUAAAUUACAUGAGCAUUUUUGUCUAUAUAGCGUAAAGAAAUCCUGCAAAUACAAAUUCUCCUUUAGGAAGAGAAUAGAUUGAUGAAUGGACAAUAAAACAAACCACAUUUUACUUUGAUUGCUUAAAACAGCAUGAUGUCUGGUAGCCACCCAAUUAAAACUAUUUUAUGUUUUGCCAAAUUGUAUCAAAGAUCUAGGAAGAAAGAAUUUAUAACUCAUGAAUGAAUCAGUGAUAUCAGGAUUUGCAUACAUUAGAAUUAUACAGUAUAACCCUCAUACUAAGUUUGUGCCCUGCAAUUAUAGCAACGGCACUACCAAUCAGCCAGGUCUUUGAGUCAGUAAGUCUUGGAGAAACAAAACAACAUUGAGUAGAUUAUGACUCGAUCAGCUCAUGGAUCAAUUCCAACAAAAAAUGGAGAAAGGGUCUCACCUGACCUCCCAUCAGCAAUCACUGGUGGCGUCACUGUCCAUCAGCAGUCAGUGGCAGAUUCAGUUUACAGCAGAAGUGAGUUCACCCUUGUGUAACAUCACUUACAUGUCAAAUGAUUCAACAUUGUAUCACCUUUCAGCAAUUGCAUCACUUCUACGUUGAAUUGAACACUGUUCUUCAGAGAUGAUUCUUUUCAGCUGCUCUUUACUGUUCUGUGUUGCUUCAACUUUCUUUUUAAAAUACUCCAAAGGUGCUCUGUUAGAUUCAAGUCAGGUGCCACACAUGGCCAGGUCGUAGUUUGUACCUUUUCCUUCAUUAGAAACUUUUCAUUGUCAUGUUGGAAUAUUCCUCUUCUGUGAAGUUUAUGCAAACUGGGAGUCGUCUUGUCAGCCAGUAUUUUGGUUUAAUAAUGGGCAUUUGUGGUGACAUCUAUAAAUGUCAUCUUUCCAAAACCUUUAACGCUCAUGCAGCCCUAUAUCCUUACACUGUGCUUCACUGUCAGGACUGUAUACUCACUGUGGUAGUCCUCAUCAGGUGCCUGCAAAACAUGCUGGACACCAUCUGAGCUGAACAAAUUCACACAGUCUCAUCUAAGCAAAGAAUGUGCUACUGACAUUUAGCAGGCUUAUUUGCAUGUUCUUUCGCAAAGUUUCAUCUUGGAGUCUGGUGCCAAACACCAAGCAAGGGUUUUCUUCUUGAAUGCCGUCCAUAGAGGUUGACAUUUUGCACCGUCCCUCAAACAGUCUGAACUUGUCACAGAAAUUCAGAUUUCUAUGUAUAACCCUGUGCCCUGUGUGUUCCCACUGAUUUUGAGAUCAUUUUCGUCUUUGUGAAGCCACACAGUCAGAUUUUCUGCUCCACUGGAAAAUAUUUUCCCUGUGAAGCCAUGAUGAAGACAUACAGAUAGACAUGUAGGUUCAAAACUGAGAAACUUGUUUUACUCUCAAGUUUAUUUCAUACCUUUAAGCUAAUUGAGAAUCACAUUUGUACUUAAUCUGUGCCAGUGAUCACAGAUGUAUUCACUUUUGCUGCGCUGAGUCUCCACUUUAGGGCCUGCGUCUUCAAUAUGGCUUUUUCCAAGUAACUGUUUUUGACUCUUCAUCAAAGAAAUGCUCUACUGUUCAACUUAGAUGUAAUGCAGUAAUUUAGGGGUGACACAACUUUGACUCAUUUGACAUUUAGCUGAUGCAGCACAGUGGUGUGUUCACCUCUGUUGUAUACUGUAUGUUAUUGGUUGUUGCUUUUAUGAAUGCACUUGAACCAUAUGAAAUGACACGAAAGCAAAGCAAAUGAAAGAAUUUAGAUAGUGCUGUAUAACGACCCUCCAUUAAUAUUUUCAGAAAUUGUAUAUACUCCUCUAGCGUACCGGUGUACAGUCUGCAGUAGGAGCUUUCAGACAGGCAGGAAUUGUCCUUCAUCAUGUAGCCUGUGGAGGACAGUAUAUUCCUUAACAUCACCUCAGUGACCUCAGCACCGCCAAGAACACCAGAGAUGUAUCUGUUUUCUAACUUUUUUUCUACAUCUGUGCCAUCCUGCCUUCAAUCUGAAUUUGCCUACAUGCACAGAUGGAUGCAGAGAAGUUCCUGAGGUGUGUUGGAACAAACAGGUCUGAGAUCUGUGAAUACAGCAAACUGUGACACACAUGGCCGCCUAGUCUUUCAUCUCAAAGCAUAGUAGCACAGUCCUUGUAUGUCAUGGAAAUAUUUGAUUCUGUUAUUGUUUUGUUGUUGUUUUUUUGCAUUGCUGUUUUUGUGUGUGUGCAUAAUCUGUGUUUGACUGGUUAAUUGUUUAUCUUUGUAAUUUAUUUGUACUAAAAACAAGUUGUGGAUUAAAGAUGAAAUGGACACAAUGUUCAAUGAAGUUUCCUGUUGUAAAAAAGUUGUUAUUUGUUAGUGAAGCUGAUGUGAUUGUGGAAGUGGUGUCAUUGGAGGGCAUUUUUCCACUUUUUUUUUGUUUAACCCAAUACGAUUUUCUUUAUGUGGUCAAGCCCUUAGUCAUCUCGACCUGAAACCAGGCUGUCCAGCCAAAUUACAAACACAGCAGCAUGUUCACUUUGUGAACUGAACAGAUUCGCUUUCAUUUUUAAGGAAAUAUCACACCCAAGUUGUAAACCUUAAAUCUGGUGUGAGCAUUUAAAGCUGGAGCUGGAGCUGAACAGUUCCCAAAUUGAACCAUUUCUCUAAAUGAAACCCCUGCACUUAUAAAAUGACACCGUUUGGAAGCAGACAGUGAAAUUUGGUUUGAUUACCUGCUCCUUUUCUUUUUUGUUGUUGUUUUGUUUGGUUUUUAAAGACUACAAUAUUUCCCAUUUGAAUUUCUAUUGUGAACGUUGUUUUGCUUUUUUUCAUAUUUUUAGAGCAGCUUUGUGGUUGUAGUGAAGACAAUUGAUGACUGUUGAAGUUUUCUCUAACAAGCAAGCUUACAUUUGUGAAUGUGUUGUAUAAGGCUGUAAUGUUAUUGCAAUUAUACCUGUGUGAUGCAGUUUGUUCAUUUUGUUGCCAUGUGCUUUUAAUGAAUUGUGAUUAAAAAAAAAAACAUAGGAGCCCAGUUGCCACCUCAUGGUAAUGUCUUAAUGACACUACAGGACGUUGGCCAAAAAACAAGCUAUUGUGCUGCUCUCUGCACUCCACUUGUUGCUCUUUUUCAUACCUGUAUGACUUGGAUUUCCAAACAUAACUGUACCAAGGCCUCAAGAUGAUGCUUUGGUUUUGUAUUUGUGACUGGUGGACACAAGGAAACUUAUUGCAGGAUGUAAUCGCAUAGAACGUGGUCGUGGUUUUGAACUUAUUUUGCCACACAGCCUCAUAUUCCUCAUCAUGCACAAUAAAUGUGUUGGUUGAC